AUGUCUGCCGAACAAUCCCUUCUUCGGUCCUCCACUGACUCUGCCCUCACUCCCCAUGGAAGUGAUGAUGAUUUGUCGAGCCUCUCCUCUCCGCUCGGUUUCCGACUGUCGUACCUGGGGACUCCAUUAAAGGACCAAUCUCUCUCUGCAAUGCUUCAACAUGUUCUUUCCUACGUCGCUACCCUUACACGGAUUUGCCUUCGAUCAAGCGCCGCGCUCCUACCAAGCUUCAUGCGAGAUUGGAAAAGGGUGGAAAGCACGCAUCUGCCGCUCUCCAGAGGAAAACAGGCUCUUGCCGCGUUGAAUGGUCUCAGAGGGGUGGCUUGUUUGAUAGUCUUCAAUUACCACUUUAUAUUCGUGUGGACUCACAGCGCGGAUGUCUCUUGGGGGACGGUGAUCGACACGGAAAGGCUCGAGGAAAAGGAGGUGAUUAAGUACCAGGGCAAUGAUCAAAAGUCGCCUCUUCAACUGCCCUUCAUCAGGCUGAUAUACGCGGGUCAUGCUAUGGUGAUCGUUUUCUUUGUCAUUUCAGGCUAUGUCCUCUCUCACAAACCAAUGAGAUUGAUGCGAGCUGGGAAAUUCGAAGAACUGCAGCGUGUUCUCUCAUCGUCCGUCUUUAGAAGAGGUAUUAGGCUCUUCGCACCUACCAUGAUUGGCACCUUCAUCACCAUGCUGUUCACGAACGCCGGCUAUUUCGAGGCCGGGAAAGGUGAACGCACCGACCCAGUAACUUACCAGGGUACCAAUGAGGAACAUCCUGUACUUUACUCAACCAUCUAUGAGCAGGGCUCGGACUGGUUACGUUCAAUGGGAACCUUGGUCAGCAAUGUAUGGUGCUGGGACCUGUACUUCAAUAACUACGACCCACAUCUCUGGACGAUUCCUCUGGAAUUUCGAAGCUCGAUCGUGCUCUUCGUCACCAUCCUCGGAUUCUCUCGUGUACGCCCUAUACCUCGACUGACCUUGCUCUUUGGCCUGGUCAGCCUCUGUCUGGCUUAUUGGGCGCGUUGGGAGGUCUUCCUAUUUCUGGCCGGCAUGAUGUUUGCCGAGCUAGAUCUAAUCAGUGGCAUCUUCACGGAGACCCCACUUCUCGACGAGGAGAAAGACACGAGCAGGAGCCAACGUUCGUUUGGCUGGGCUUGGGGAGCUAUGAUGCUCGUCGGCCUGUUCCUCAAUUCUUGUCCUUCGGCACAGCCAUACAAUGCUCCAGGGUACAUGUAUCUAUCGACCUUCGUCCCGGAGCCUUACAAUUGGCAGCCUGGUCGACCUUUGCAAGCCAUCGGCGGCUGUCUCAUGGUAUGGUCUUUCAUGCAUCUGCCAAAGAUACAAAGGAUCUUCACAACCGCGGUUGCUCAGUACCUAGGACAGAUCUCCUACGCCUUUUACAUCGUACAUGGGCCGAUAUUGCAUGGGUUUGGCUACGGUUUUGUUCUAAGGUGUUGGUCAUUGACUGGAAAGGAAACGAAUGUUGGGUUUGCCUCUGGUCUAGCACUAGCGGUGCUUGUCAUUCUCCCCAUCGCUAUCUGGGCUGCAGACCUUUUCUGGCGAGCAGUCGACACACCGUGUGUGGAGCUGGCCAGAUGGAUCGAAAUGAGGCUGUCAUCUGGUCUCAACAAUACCAACGAACGAUGA
This is a messenger RNA of Endocarpon pusillum Z07020, 1632 nucleotides long. RefSeq lists its product as uncharacterized. Gene Ontology annotation, biological process: polysaccharide biosynthetic process. The record is from RefSeq and is a predicted model, not a curated record. Gene Ontology annotation, cellular component: membrane. The coding region runs from base 1 to 1632 and encodes 543 amino acids. Gene Ontology annotation, molecular function: acyltransferase activity, transferring groups other than amino-acyl groups. Lineage: Eukaryota; Fungi; Ascomycota; Eurotiomycetes; Verrucariales; Verrucariaceae. The transcript has a single exon.